Messenger RNA from Phacochoerus africanus (Common warthog), 1923 nucleotides. Its product is annotated as zinc finger protein 607-like. The record is from RefSeq and is a predicted model, not a curated record. Bases 74 to 1378 code for a protein of 434 amino acids. The transcript has 5 exons. Gene Ontology annotation, molecular function: DNA-binding transcription factor activity, RNA polymerase II-specific; RNA polymerase II cis-regulatory region sequence-specific DNA binding. Gene Ontology annotation, biological process: regulation of transcription by RNA polymerase II. Lineage: Eukaryota; Metazoa; Chordata; Mammalia; Artiodactyla; Suidae.
UACGACUCGGAACCAGGUUCCACAGUCCAGUAGGUGACUUCCACCCUGGACCUUUUCCCGUGUUGCGCACUGCAUGUGUGUGGCACUCGUCGGGGCAAGAAACUGGCGUCUGCAUUUUCUGGACUAUGCUUUUCUGGUAGAGGAACCCAGAGGACUGAUCAGCUCUUGCAGGUCUAAAACCAUGGCCCGUGGAUCCCUGACAUUCAGUGAUGUGGCCAUAGGCUUCUCUCAGCAGGAGUGGGAAUGUCUUGAUCUUGUUCAGAAGACUUUGUACCGGGAUGUGAUGAUGGAGAACUAUGGUAACUUGGUUUCACUGGCAGACCAUUACAUUUCUAAGCCAGAUGUAAUCACCUUACUGGAGCAAGGAAAAGAGCCCUGGAUGGUUGUGAGGGAGGAAACGGGAAGCUGGAGAACAGAUUUUGAAUCAAGAUAUGAUAUAAUCAGCUAUGGAAAUACGUACAUUUCUACAAAACCUUCAUCUCUUACUCUGCAUCACAGAAUCAAUAAUGGAGAGAAACCAUACAGAUGCAAGGAAUGUGGGAAGGCCUUUAGUCGUCAUACAGACCUUAGAGUACAUCAAAUAAUUCAUACUGGUGAGAAACCGUAUGAAUGUAGGGACUGUGGCAAAGCCUUUAGUCGUCUUACAGACUUUAAAGUACAUAAGAGAAUUCAUACUGGUGAGAAACCCUACGAAUGUGAAGAAUGUGGGAAGGCCUUUAGUCGUGCCUCAAACCUUGCUCAACAUGGAAGAGUUCAUACUGGUGAGAAAUCCUAUGGAUGUAAGGAAUGUGGGAAGGCCUUCAGUGACAUUGGAACACUUAGAAUACAUCAGAGAAUUCAUACUGGUGAGAAACCCUAUGAAUGUAAGGAAUGUGGGAAGGCCUUUAGUCAAGCCUCAAAUCUUAUACAACAUGACAGGAUUCAUACUGGUGAAAAACCCUAUGAAUGUAAAGAUUGUGGAAAGGCUUUUAGUCAUGCUUCACAUCUUGUUAGACAUGAGAGAAUUCAUACUGGUGAGAAACCCUAUGAAUGUAAGGAGUGUGGGAAGGCUUUUAGGAGUAGCCAUCAACUCACUAUACACCAUAGAUUUCACACUGGUGAGAAACCCUAUGAAUGUAAGGAAUGUGGGAAGGCCUUUAGUGUGUAUGGACGACUUACUCGGCAUGAAAGUAUACAUAGUGGUAAGAAACCAUUUGAAUGUAACCAAUGUGGGAAGUCCUUUAGGCUCAGUUCAAGCCUUAAGGUACAUCAGAGUAUUCAUACUGGUGAAAAACCCUUUGAGUGCUACAAAUGUGGGAAGUCCUUUAGACUUAGCUCAAUGCUUAAGGCACAUCACAGAAUUCAUACUGGAGAGAGACCUUAUGGGAUAUAUGUAUAGUAGACAGUGGGAUUGCAGCACUGGAGAAACAGUUUAAAUGAAGAGAAUGUGAGAAAGCUUUUCACAUUUCAGUUCUUAUAAAGCAUCAACUAAUUUGUGCUGGCAAGAACUCCUUGGAAUUUAAAUAAUAUUUGAAGUGUUUCAGUUAUGACCCAAAUACUGCUCACCUUCAGAGAAUUUAUAUUGUACUUUAUAUUAGAAAAUCUUCUAUGGAAUUUUAUAUGUGGACUAUGUUUUACUAUUCACUGGGUGGCUCUUUGGCCAAGGGUACAAGGCAGUGGGUGCCACCAAGGAAAAGACCAGUGCAUGAUUUGAGGUCAUUAAGAACAAAAAAUAUACCCUGGGAAAAAUACACAGUGUUUACUUACAGUAAGAGGGGAAGUAGAGGCACAAAGUCAAGGUCCUUGCAAUGUGUUAGUAACCCAUGGCCAGCAGAUCAACUCCACAUCUGACAUGGGCAGUAUAGCUGCUCACAGCCCACUUUGUUCUGCAGUGGCAGAAUACCACCUUCUUUUUUUUUUGUCUUUUUGCUAUUUCUUGGGCCA